Messenger RNA from Zophobas morio, 1249 nucleotides. RefSeq lists its product as uncharacterized. Gene Ontology annotation, molecular function: DNA binding. The transcript is spliced from 2 exons. Gene Ontology annotation, biological process: DNA integration; DNA recombination. Lineage: Eukaryota; Metazoa; Arthropoda; Insecta; Coleoptera; Tenebrionidae. Bases 4 to 1014 code for a protein of 336 amino acids. The record is from RefSeq and is a predicted model, not a curated record.
UCCAUGGUGAAAGCAACUUUAAAUAUAAAAAAUGGCAUAGAAAUCGGAAAGUAUUCAAAAUUAAAAGCGUUUAUAAAGAAACAAGGAGAAGGAUACGUUCCAAAGAAAUCAAGGGUUUUAACUAAUGAACAAAUAGAAGUUUUCUUAGACACGGCUCCGGAUUUCAAAUUCCUGAUGAUGAAAAUUGUUGUAAUCUUUGGCGUUAGCGGAGCUUGUCGGUGUCACGAACUAUUACAAAUAAAAACUGAAGAUAUUGAAAAUAUUAAAGCAGGUUUAUUGGUAAAAAUUCCUGAUACCAAAACGAAAAAACCCAGAUCAUUUACGGUUAUGGGGGAAAAGUAUUUGAAAUUUUACGAAAAGUAUGUUGCGCUUCGUCCAAAAAUGUUUAAUGAAGGUCGGUUUUUUAUUAAAUAUGUCGACGGAAUGUGCCAUCGACAAGUAGUUGGCAUUCAUAAAAUUAGUGGUGUACCCCAAGAAGUAGCCAAAUAUUUAAAGCUAGAAAACUUUAAAGAAUACAGCGGACAUUGCCUACGUCGGACUUCUGCCACGCUUUUUGUGGAUUCUGGCGGUGAUAUUACGUCCCUCAAGAGGCACGGUGGGUGGAAAUCUGACAGUGUAGCCGAAGGUUACAUAGAAGAGUCUCUUAAACACAAAAAAGAUGUAGCAAAAAAAAUUUUUCGUUUGGAAGAACCAGGUACAAGUAGUGAAACCACAAGUAAAAUACAUGAAGACGCAACGAAUAGGAAUGUGAGCGAAGUAAACCUAGAAGAAUCAGAUACAAGUAGUGGAACUACGAAUAGAAUGAUCACACGUGAAGACGGAAUAAGUAGGAAUGUGGGAGCAGUAAACCUGAAUUUUGACACUGUGACCAACCAGACAGCAGGAGCGGUAGAAGUGUUAGCGCAAAAUAUUAUUACUGACCGCAUGAAAAAUGAUAAUAGUGACGGAAAAUCUUUAAUCCAAAUCAAUCGCAGUUGUUCUUAUUGUACAUUCAAUAUUAAUUUUAAAAUUUAAAUAAUUAAUAACAAUGUAAGUUAAUAAUAAAAUUGGAAAAUAUUAAUAGCAUUUCAUUCUCAAAAUAAAACAAUUGAAAACUUUUUAAGGCUAGGAUUAAAAAAAAAAAUUAAUGCUAGGAUUAAAAAGGCAAAAAUGACGUUGUUACUUUAGUAACGCAACUUUUUUUUACUCUCACAAAAACGUCAAGUUUUCCGUCCAAAAUUGACGUUAAAAGUGACAUCUUUUAAGACGG